AUGUCAGUAGGAGUGCCGGGAACGAUGCUUCCUGACCCACACACCAAGUACACAGGAUUCCAACAAAUCCACAACCCAAACCGGAAAUGGCCUAACCAGGUUUUGACGAAGCCUCCGGUUUGGCUUUCAACUGAUUUGCGUGACGGAAACCAGUCUCUCAUAAACCCUUUGACCAUUGAGCAAAAAUGGGAAUACUUCCAGAUGCUCGUGGAAAUUGGUUAUACGGAGAUUGAAGUCUGCUUCCCCGCCGCAUCCCAAGUCGAGUUCGAUUUUACCAGACGUCUGAUUGAGACGCCCAACAUCGUUCCUGACACUGUGCGCUUGCGUGGUCUUUCUCCCACCCGUGAAGACUUUUUAGCUCGCACCGUCGCCGCCCUUCGUGGCGCCAAGAGGGCAUCUGUUUGCACCUACAUCUGCGUCAGUGACAAGCAGCUCAAAUACCAAGGCUUCACACGAGAAAAGGCACUCGAGCAGGCUGUCAGAUCUGUCCGGUAUCUUCGAUCUAUCACCAAAGAUGACCCGGAAUCGGCGGCAGUGACCGACUGGACCAUGGCCUUUGGCCUUGAGUCCUACAACGAGGCCGACCACGAUUACGCUGUUCAGAUCACUGAGGCUGUCAAGGAGGCCUGGGAGCCCACUGUCGAAGACCCUUUGGUUGUGGUAUUGGCGACUAGUACCGAAGUUGCUACCCCCAACGUUUUUGCGGACCAAGUCGAGACCUUUCGAGCGGCUUUGUCUGACCCCGAAAAGAUUUCCAUUUCAAUUCACACCCACAACGACCGUGGAUGUGGUGUGGCUGCAGCUGAAUUGGGUAUGCUUGCAGGGGCUGACAUGGUUGAGGGAUGUCUGUUUGGUAACGGAGAACGCGCUGGCAAUGUUGAUCUCGUCACACUGGCCCUGAACUUGUACUCGCGCGGCAUCCACCCUGGUCUCGACUUUUCAAAGCUGUACGACAUCAAGAGAAAGUACGAAAAGCUCACUGGCUUGAUCAUCUCUCAGCGUAUGCCCUACACUGGCGAGUUUGCGCUUCAAGCCUUUAGUGGCAGCCAUCAGAACAUCAUUCGCAAGGGUAUUGCGCAGAGAGUUGAGGCUGCCGAGAAGGGCAUCCGGCCGAUUUGGGAUAUCCCGUACCUCCCUCUGGAUCCUGAGGACUUGGGAAUUCCUCUAGACACAAUCAUUCGGGUAAACUCCCAGAGUGGCAAGGCUGCUGCGACCUGGAUCCUCAACAGACGCUGGGGCCUUGACAUCCCCGUCGAGCUUCAAGUCAAUUUCGGAGGCCGGGUUCAGAUGAUGUGCGAGGCUCUUGCACGAGAGAUCUCACACCAGGAGGUCAUUAACCUCUUCAUUGCUAGUUACGCACUUACGCCAAGUGAGAAGCACGACAGCACCUCCAACAUUGGCAGCAUCUCCGUCACCAGCGAUGGAACACUGCAGACCGUUGUGGGAAUGAUCAACCCUGCCGACAGCUUCGCCAUUCGCAUCGACGGAACUGGGCCCGAUAUCGCCUCAGCCGUUGUCAGGGGCCUGCACUUCAUGAAGGACGUCAACGCUGUUGCCAAAAUUCAUCACACUCAGCAGCUAUCUGAGCGCUUCGAUGGAAAGUUCUGCGUCCUCGCUACCUGUGUCGAAGGAGAUAAGACAACAUGGGGCUACUUCAUUGAUGAGAACGAGGAGAAUGCCCAGGCAAUGGCGGUUGUUUCGGCGUCAUUACACAUGUACCGUCGCAAGUUGUCAACCCUGCCGCUCAAGAAGCAAAACACCAUGAUCAAGAUCGCCACCGCGAGUGUAUCUCAGACUGCGGCGACAGCUUAA
Molecule: messenger RNA, 1812 nt
Organism: Colletotrichum phormii
Lineage: Eukaryota; Fungi; Ascomycota; Sordariomycetes; Glomerellales; Glomerellaceae
Product: 2-isopropylmalate synthase
Exons: 4
Coding region: 1-1812 (603 amino acids)
Biological process (GO): L-leucine biosynthetic process
Cellular component (GO): mitochondrion
Molecular function (GO): 2-isopropylmalate synthase activity
Source: RefSeq, a predicted model, not a curated record